AUGCCUACGCCGUCUAUCUCACCUGUCCCUUCCGCAGUCUCCUCCGCCGCAGCAUCUCAACACUCGCAUGACCCUCGGGAUGGCGAACCCCCGGUAACACACGCCCUGGCGGGCAUGCAUCUGUCCGCUGCGACCAACGGGGAUGGGGGGGAUGUGCUCUCCCCCACCCCCGCGGCCUCACCCGCCGGAAAACCAACAAAAGCCAACAUGGCCGCCCGCCUCUCGCGCAUGUUUUCUUCGACUGGAAAGCAAACUCCGCCGCAGAACCCAGACUCCCGUGAUCUGUCCGACAGCAGUUUCGACAGCCUCGUCAAACAACCCAACGGAAAAGAGAAAGACAAACCCUCCUCAAAACCCUCAUCACGACCAAACUCCAGACCUUCAUCUCGAGCACCAUCCCGGCAACCGUCCGUGAAGGGCGUCGAGCCGGCAGACAAGGAUAAGAAGAAGACUGCCGGCAAAGAGCAGAAGGAUGGUGCCGCCCCAGUGCACAAGCGCUUUGAGCUAUUCCCCGAUGGCAACGGCAAUCACUCGCAUCACCUCCGAAGUGCUCGACGACAGGAAAAAUUGACCGAUCUUCUGCGGGACAUGCUAGGCGGUAAACAGAAAAAGGACAACCACCCGGACGAGCAGCAACUAUCGCUCAUGUCUACCUGGAUCGACCAGUUCAAGAAUGAACGUGACAAGCUGGCCGCCGACAAGCGAGGCGGGCCAAACGCCACUGCAUCCCUGGUGGACAAGUACGGCAAGUGUCAAGAGAUUGUUGGCCGCGGCGCGUUUGGGAUCGUCCGCAUCUCGCACAAGGUCGACCCUCAGGACUCCAAAUGUGAACAGUUGUAUGCCGUCAAGGAGUUCCGUCGUCGUCCACAGGAAACCGCCAAAAAGUACCAGAAGCGGUUGACUUCUGAGUUCUGUAUAUCUUCGUCCCUUCGCCACCCGAAUGUCAUUCAUACUUUGGAUCUCCUGCAGGACGCCAAGGGAGACUACUGUGAGGUGAUGGAAUACUGUGCCGGUGGCGAUCUAUACACUCUAGUUCUUGCGGCUGGCAAGCUUGAAGUCGCCGAGGCCGACUGUUUCUUCAAGCAGUUGAUGCGGGGGGUCGAAUACAUGCACGAGAUGGGCGUUGCCCACCGCGACCUCAAACCCGAGAAUCUCCUGCUCACCACCCACGGCGCACUUAAGAUCACCGAUUUUGGAAACGGUGAAUGCUUCCGGAUGGCAUGGGAAAAGGAAGCCCACAUGACCGCGGGGCUGUGCGGUUCUGCGCCGUAUAUCGCCCCCGAGGAAUAUGUCGAGAAGGAAUUCGAUCCCCGCGCGGUCGAUCUAUGGGCCACGGGCGUGAUCUAUAUGGCUAUGCGAACGGGCCGGCAUCUCUGGCGCGUGGCCCACAAGGACGAGGAUGAAUUCUACCAGCGCUACUUGGAGGGCCGCAAGCACGAAGAUGGCUAUGCUCCCAUCGAAACACUGCAUCGGGUAGGCUCUGCUACUUUGUUGGGGUCCAGACAGAAACUAAUCCAGACUCAGGCCCGUUGCCGUAAUGUCAUCUACUCGAUCCUCGACCCGAAUCCUUCUCGCCGCAUCAACGCCUCACAGGUCCUCAAGUCUGAGUGGGUGCGUCAGAUCAAGCUGUGCAAGGAAGGCGAGGAAGGAUUCUGA
Molecule: messenger RNA, 1656 nt
Organism: Penicillium lagena
Lineage: Eukaryota; Fungi; Ascomycota; Eurotiomycetes; Eurotiales; Aspergillaceae
Product: serine/threonine protein kinase SAT4
Exons: 1
Coding region: 1-1656 (551 amino acids)
Biological process (GO): intracellular signal transduction; protein phosphorylation; intracellular monoatomic cation homeostasis
Molecular function (GO): ATP binding; protein serine/threonine kinase activity
Source: RefSeq, a predicted model, not a curated record